AUGGUGAAGGCUAUCUUCCUGGUGGCACCUUUGCGUUUUGGGAAUGUUUUCUUUAUCAAUGCCUCGUUUCCCCCCAGCAUCAUCGUAGAUAUGGCAAAAAUCAUUAUGGACAAUUACUGCUCCCCGGAGAAGCUGGCGGGCAUGAAGGAGGCGAUUGCAGCAGCCGGGAGCAACACAGAGGUCCUCAACAUCCCAGACGGUGAGUCUUUGGCUAGAGUCCUCAGUUCUGGAGUCCAAACCACAGUCAGUGACCCACGAUUGGAAGUCACCUAUGAGCCAAACUACAUCCCUGUGGUUCCCCAGGUGAUGCCUCCCUUAUCCCCUGAGCAGCUCGUUGCCGUCCUGCAGACCUCGAUCAAGCUCGACAUCCUGGAGGGCAACAUCGGCUACCUGAGGAUCGAUCACAUCCUGGGUGAGGAGGUCGCUGAAAAGGUUGGACCUCUGCUUCUAGACCUGGUGUGGAAUAAAAUCCUGCCAACCUCAGCUCUCAUCUUUGACUUGCGCUACACCGGCAGCGGGGACAUCACAGGACUCCCCUACCUUGUGUCUUACUUCACCGAAGCCGAGUCCGAGAUUCACAUUGACAGCGUUUAUGACCGUCCUUCCAACACCACAACAAAGCUGAGUUCCCUGAAGACGCUGCUCGGGGCCAGAUAUGAAAUUACCAAACCCCUCAUUCUCCUCACCAGCAAAAACACCAAGGGAAUCGCUGAGGAUGUGGCCUACUGCCUCCAGAACCUGAAGAGGGCCACCAUUGUGGGUGAGAAGACCGCCGGGGGCUCUGUCAAAGUAGAUAAGAUCAAAGUGGGCGACACUGACUUCUACGUUACCGUGCCUACCGCAAAGUCCAUCAACCCCAUCACCGGCUCAUCGUGGGAGGUUACAGGCGUGACCCCCGAUGUGGAGGUCAACGCCGAGGACGCCCUCGCUACCGCCAUCAAGAUCGUCAACCUCCGUGCCAAAGUUCCCGCCGUCAUCGAGGGAUCGGCGGCUCUGAUUGCCGACAACUACGCCUUUGAAGAUAUCGGGGCUCAUGUUGCGGAGAAGUUGAAAGGGCUUCUGGCGAGUGGCGAGUACAGCACGGUCGUCUCCAAGGAAAGUCUGGAGACCAAGCUGUCCGGUGAUCUGAAGACCCUGUCUGGGGACAAGAGCCUGAAGACCACCAGCAACACCCCUGCCCUGCCACCCAUGGAUUAUUCUCCAGAGGUGUUCAUCGAGCUGAUCAAAGUGUCCUUCCACACUGACGUAUUCGAGAACAACAUCGGCUACCUGCGCUUCGACAUGUUCGGAGACUUCGAGGAGGUCAAGGCCAUCGCCCAGAUUAUUGUCGAGCACGUCUGGAACAAAGUUGUCAACACUGACGCUAUGAUCCUCGACCUCAGGAACAACAUCGGUGGCCCAACAACAGCCAUCGCAGGAUUCUGCUCUUACUUCUUUGACGCCGACAAGCAGAUUGUGCUGGACAAGCUGUACGACAGAACAACCGGGACCACAACAGAGCUCCUGAGCCUGCCUGAACUCACUGGAACAAGAUACGGCUCCAAGAAGAGUCUCAUCAUCCUCACGAGCAGAACGACUGCCGGCGCCGCAGAGGAGUUCGUCUACAUCAUGAAGAAGCUCGGCCGCGCUAUGAUCGUCGGAGACACAACCGCCGGGUCGUCCCACCCACCCAAGACCUUCAGUGUUGGCGAGACCGACAUCUUCCUCAGCAUCCCCACUAUCCACUCUGACACCUCCGCCGGGCCUGCCUGGGAGGGGGCCGGCAUCGCACCUCACAUACCCGUCCCGGCUGAAGGCGCCCUCGAAGUGGCAAGGGCCAUCUUCGACAAGCACUACGGACCCAAGAAGUGACCCACAUCCUGAACAAAGCCAGAGGGGACUUCCACAUGUCGCUUUUGCUUUGGCAGCCAAAUAGGUUCACGAUUUAUGAAUUAGACUCAAAAUGAAGAAUGUAGAUAGAGUUCAAUGUGUUGUUCAUUAUCUUAAAGCCUUGUUAGCCUGUUUUUAACCUGGGGCAGAUGUUCGACAGCAGUUCCAGUUGUUGUCUUGGUGAAUGAAGGUUUUCAGAAUGAAUGGUGCUGAAAAGCUGACUCAUUGGGGAAGCGAGUAUGAAUAAUUACGUGUCAAAAUCAGUUGUAACAUGAAUAUAACCUUGAGAAACACAUGUUUGAGGAGCCACAAAGGAAUUAAACACACACAAAGGCUUUUAAACUAUAUUCCCUACCCAUGUAUCGUGUUGGUUUGUGUUGGGAACUCUGUGGAAACACUGUACGUCCAUUCUGCCAUGUGGGCCUACUUGGGUUGUAUCAAAUCCAGCGGUGAGACACAAUA
Molecule: messenger RNA, 2331 nt
Organism: Eleginops maclovinus (Patagonian blennie)
Lineage: Eukaryota; Metazoa; Chordata; Actinopteri; Perciformes; Eleginopidae
Gene: rbp3
Product: retinol binding protein 3
Biological process (GO): proteolysis
Molecular function (GO): serine-type peptidase activity; retinol binding
Source: RefSeq, a predicted model, not a curated record